Messenger RNA from Schistosoma spindalis, 1563 nucleotides. The record is from the annotation of a GenBank genome assembly. Lineage: Eukaryota; Metazoa; Platyhelminthes; Trematoda; Strigeidida; Schistosomatidae.
AUGAGUUCGAUGAUGGACGAGUCCCAGGUUCCUAUGACGGAGUAUGAGCAGAUUAAAUUUAAGAUGAAUCAAACGACUGACGAGUCACUGGAAGCCUCUCGACGGAUGAUGGCUUUAUGUGAGGAGGCCAAAGAGGCAGGGAUUUCUACACUGGUCAUGUUAGAUGAUCAAGGCGAACAAUUGGAUCGCAUAAAUGAGGGUAUGGAUCAGAUUAAUCAAGACAUGAAAGACGCUGAGAAAAAUCUGGAUGAUCUAAACAAAUGCUGCGGACUUUGCGUAUUGCCUUGGAAUAAAGUUAAAAAGAAAGAUGAUUAUACCAAACAACUAAAGGAUGAGGAUAUGCGGGGUGGGGACGGACCUCGAAUAAUUGUGGAUCAAAACGGCAUGGGUCCAACUGGUGGUUAUAUUACACGUCAACAAGGUGAUUUGAUCGUAAUUGAAAAAAAUUGAAGUAAUCAGAUUGAAAUGGACACCAGUCAGUGAAACUAAUGAAAAGAAUGAUUACUAUGUAUGGUUACCAGUUUUUUCACUAGCCAAUGUCCCAUAGCUUCGUUGGGCAACAUUUUGUAUCCAAAUUACAAAUGAUGCACGAGAGGAUGAAAUGGAUCAAAAUUUACAGGAGGUUUCUGGUAUGAUCGGAAAUCUUCGUAACAUGGCUAUUGAUAUGGGUAGUGAAAUUAAUCAGCAAAAUGUUCAGGUUGAGCGAAUACAGAUCAAGGCUAAGUCAAAUGCUGAACGAAUUAAAAAGGCUAAUGAACAAGCCAGUAAAUUGUUAAAAUAAGUUACAUGGAUUCGUUGAGUUUUCAUCAGAAUAUUGACUGCUGGAGAAAUCCUUCAAUUCUUGGUAAAUUAUUUCUAAUACAGACUUUUCACAGCCACUUCCGUGUGCAUACGUGGAGCUUUUUUGUGAUAGUGCUUCACCAAGCCCUUUAUAUUCAUCUAUUUUGUUUAUAUAUUUAUCACAAAUCAAUUCAAGGGAAGUUUGUGAAAUGUGGAGCUAAAAUUUUUGUUGAUGCCUCUUAUGGACAUGAAAUUUUUGUCAUUCUCAUAUACGUGUUUAUGUUUUCGAUUUGUUUCGUUCUGUAAAGUCAUUAGUUUCCUCUUUUUUGGUGAACAGCCUUAUUCUGAGUUAUCCUUGUCAAUGUUAUUAUUCACUAUUGUUUUCCUCAUUUUAUUUUGGUUCCUCUCAAAGUUGGCACUCAAUACAUCUAUUUCAUCUUCAAAACUACACAUUUCACUAUCCACUCUUUAAAGUUCAUUCAAAGAGUUGUUAUCUAUCCACACAUUGAGGCUUAUCCUCUUGUCAGCUAUGCUCUCAUAUUUACUAACAUUCAUGAUUACCAUCUACUACUGAUGAUUUAUCAAAUUAUUGUACUAAUAAUACAAAGUGAAAUGAAAAAAACUAACCGUGAUUUUAUUACUAUUCUCGCCAUCCUAAAACAAGUUCACUUUUCCUUUGAUUUGUGCUUUUCUUUUCUAACAUACUUUUACGAGAUGUCAUUUUGUUUCCGAACAACUGAUUAUCAAUAUGAGAUAUAAUACAAAGUUGAUUUAUAAAUCAUG